Molecule: messenger RNA, 1617 nt
Organism: Lathyrus sativus (Indian pea)
Lineage: Eukaryota; Viridiplantae; Streptophyta; Magnoliopsida; Fabales; Fabaceae
Source: the annotation of a GenBank genome assembly
AUGGCUUCUCUUAUCAACGGCAGCCUCUCUUCCAUACACCCCCAACACACCCGCGAACCCCCCUACUCCAAAUUCACCCUCCACCCUAACCACUUCUCAGUCUCCAAAACCCCCAAACCCAAACCCUUCAAAAUCCGCGCCGACGUCAGCUACGAACCCCGCAACACCUCCUCCGAUGACAAGAUCCGCGAAAUCCUCCGCAACCGCGAUUACGACAAGAAAUUCGGCUUCAACAUCGACAUCGAUUCCUUCACCAUCCCAAAAGGACUCUCCAAAGAAACAAUCAGGUUAAUCUCAACCCUAAAAUCAGAACCUGAUUGGAUGCUCAAUUUCCGUCUCAACGCCUUCGAGAAAUUCUCCAAAAUGAAGGAACCUAAUUGGUCAGAUAACACUUAUCCAUCUAUAGAUUUUCAGGAUAUUUGUUAUUACUCAGCUCCGAAGAAGAAACCGUCGCUUAAUAGCUUAGAAGAAGCCGAUCCUGAGCUUCUUAGGUAUUUUGAUAAACUCGGUGUUCCGUUAAACGAACAGAAUCGGUUAGCGAAUGUCGCGGUGGAUGCUGUUCUUGAUAGUGUUUCGAUUGCUACUACUCAUAGGAAGACACUUGAGAAAGCUGGUGUUAUUUUUUGUUCCAUUUCUGAUGCGAUUAAAGAGUAUCCUGAUUUGGUUAAGAAGUACUUAGGUAGAGUUGUUUCUAGCGAUGAUAACUAUUAUGCCGCGUUGAAUGCAGCUGUUUUUAGUGACGGGUCGUUUUGUUAUAUUCCUAAGGAUACUAAGUGUCCGAUGCAGAUUUCAACUUAUUUUAGAAUCAAUGCGUUGGAGACUGGGCAAUUCGAGAGGACGUUGAUUGUUGCCGAGGAUAGAAGCUCGGUUGAGUAUUUGGAAGGGUGUACUGCGCCAUCGUAUGAUAAGAAUCAGCUUCAUGCUGCUGUUGUUGAGUUGUAUUGCGCCGAGGGUGCUGAGAUUAAGUAUUCCACGGUGCAGAAUUGGUAUGCGGGGGAUGAGAAUGGGAAAGGUGGGAUAUAUAAUUUUGUGACCAAGAGAGGAUUGUGCGCUGGUGCGAGAUCGAGGAUAUCGUGGACCCAGGUGGAGACUGGGUCCGCGAUUACUUGGAAAUAUCCGAGUGUUGUUUUGGAGGGAGAUGAUAGUGUUGGAGAGUUUUAUUCCGUUGCUUUGACUAAUAAUUAUCAACAGGCUGAUACAGGGACCAAGAUGAUACAUAAAGGGAAGAAUACAAGGAGUAGGAUUAUAUCCAAGGGUAUUUCUGCUGGACAUUCGAGGAAUUGUUAUAGAGGGCUUGUUCAGGUUCAGUCUAAGGCGAAGAAUGCGAAAAACUCUUCGCAGUGUGAUUCCAUGCUUAUUGGCGAUACUGCAGCUGCCAAUACAUAUCCUUAUAUCCAGGUGAAGAAUCCAUCGGCACGAGUCGAGCACGAAGCUAGUACAUCCAAAAUUGGCGAAGAUCAGUUAUUUUACUUCCAACAAAGAGGAAUAGACUAUGAAAAAGCAAUGGCUGCUAUGAUAUCUGGAUUUUGCCGCGAUGUCUUCAAUGAGCUUCCUGAUGAGUUUGGUUCUGAGGUGAACCAACUCAUGAGCUUGAAGCUUGAAGGGUCAGUGGGUUAA